Necator americanus (New World hookworm) is the source of this 279-nucleotide messenger RNA. RefSeq lists its product as uncharacterized. The transcript has a single exon. The coding region runs from base 1 to 279 and encodes 92 amino acids. NCBI's taxonomy places the organism in Eukaryota, Metazoa, Nematoda, Chromadorea, Rhabditida, Ancylostomatidae. The record is from RefSeq and is a predicted model, not a curated record.
AUGGAUCGCCCAGUCGACAAAAACGAGCAUUUUGGCAUCUUCUGCUUUUUCCGUUUAAUCGAGGUGCCAAAGCGAGAGAAGCACCCCGAGAGAUUUGUGGAGGUUGAAGUGCACGGUGAAGAAGCGACGCCCAUUAAGACGGAUCAAAAUUGGUUUAAGCGAUUCCAGGACCUCAAAUACAUGCCUCGCACAGGACUCCGCGGUCACUUCGAUGAGGAGCGACCGAAUGAGCUUAUCCACGAAGGUCCACGCCAAACCAAGGGCGAUUGGCAAAGAUGA